GCGUCACUUCCGUCCUGAGACCCAAAAUGGCGGCUGUAGUUUUUGUGUUGAAGAGGUUGUAGUUUAAACUCAGAGUGUCGCUAAAGUGUCCCGGUUCUGUCCCGGUUCUGUCCCGGUUCUGUCCGUAACUGUCAGUUUUUGGGCAAAGAAACGACGGAAAGCGCAGCGGAAGCGGCGCCCGGCGGAGCUGCGGUGAGGAGCUAAUGAUGCUAAUGCUAAUCUCACGUUUUACAUCUUUAAUUUUUACAAACGCAACGAUCCAGAAGCGCUGAUGGAGGCCCAGAAUGGAGAGCGUUUACCGGGCGACAGCGGAGCGUUUGACCCGGAGCGCGAGGUCUGUGACCCGGACCCGGACCUGGAGACUGAGCUGCUGCAGAAAGCUCACGGAGGACAGAGUCUGGAGCGGGACGAGCGCGAGGCGUUUGACCCGGUCUCUGAGGCUCCUGUGGUGGACAUGGAGCUCUGUGAGACGUUUGGAGCUGACCCGGAGGAGGAGAGCGAGGCGUUUGACCCGGUCCGCGAGGCCCCCGGAGCGUCCGACCCGGAGGUGUCGGUGCUGAGGCGUAGGGCCCGGUCUCUGAAGCAGGAGCUGGAGCUGUGUAAAGCAGAACUGAGCAAACUCCAGAGACGCCUGAGUCAGUCUGAGAGAGUCCAGAAGAACACGGAGAACUACAACCAGGACCUCCGCAAACAGGUGGAACAGUUGAGCGAGGAGCUUCAUGAAAGAAAGAAAAAAGAGAAAGACAGAAGUGAUGCAGAGACGCAGACGGAGACGCAGACGGAGACGCAGACGGAGACGCAGACGGAGACGCAGACGGAGACGCAGACGGAGACGCACACGUGGAGCGACACCGAUUAUUACAAUUAUUACUACGGCGGGUACUACCAGGACACAGCAGCAGAGGGCGCCGCCGCGGUGACAGAGGGCGCCGCCGCGGUGACAGAGGGCGCCGCCGCGGUGACAGAGGGCGCCGCUCAUGACGCGCUGCUGCCCCCUGGAGUCCACCCGGAGGAGAGCGGACUCGCGGAGGAUAAAUCUGUUACCGUGGAGACCGGCAAGUCUGCGGAGGGAGGGGGGGCAGGAGACUCUACGGCGCCCCCUGUCGGAGCGGAGGGAGACACGAGCCAAAACCCCGACGCCACAGAGAGCACAGAGAGCACGCAGGAGGUGGUUGAUGGUUCUAUCUCGGACAUGCUCAGAUCCACGGCGGAGGAGGCCAUGUGUCAGACGGGGUUUGUGUUUGACGAGAACACGGGGAUGUACUACGACCACGGUACCGGGUUCUACUACGACUCGGUGAACCAGCUGUACUACGACAACAACACAGGGAUCUACUAUUACUACGACGCCGAGAGCGGCAAGUACGAGUUUCACUCCAGGAUCGAGCUGCAGCGCGACACCUCCACCACCGAGAGGAGCUACAGCGAGUGGAAGAGCUGGAAACUCAAGAAACUGAUGAGCGAACUCAAGAGCGAGAUCAAGAACAAACCCAAGGACGAGAAGGUGAGGAACCACCACCAGAACACGGAACCUUCAGACAAGGCCAAGAAGGAGCCCAAAGAAGAUCUGAAAACCUCACACAAAAAACCCCAAGACCAACGAAAACCAAGACCAAAGUCCAGGUCCAGGUCCAGGUCUAGAUCCAAAAGUCCCGCUCGGAAAAGAAGGAACUCUCCGAAACUGCGAGGAGACGAGAGACGGAGACACAGGGACGAGUCGCCGUACGAGGACAGAGACCGGAGCAGAGACCGGAGCAGAGACCGGAGCAGAGACCGGAGCAGAGACCGGAGCAGAGACCGGAGCAGAGACCGGUCCAGGGACAAGUCCAGGGACAAGUCCAGGUCUCGCAGGAGAAGGAGGAGGGAGGAGAGGAGGAAGAGGAGGAGGAGACGAGAGGAGACGAGGAGCAACGGGUCGGACGCCAACAGCGAGCCGGAGGAGGGGGAGCUGUCGGAGAGCGAGAGGGACAGCACGCCGUCCUCCAGGGGGGACGAGGACAGAGGGAGGGACAGGGGAGGAGGCAGGAGAGGAGACAGGGACAGGGGAGGGAGGAGAGGAGACGAGGAGCUAGGAGAGGAGGAGACGCUGGAGGAGGUGGAGAUGGAGCUGGACGCGGCUCAGGGAGCGUGGCCUCCUUGUGUUCGUGUGACGGUGGUUCGCUCUCCGGUGCUGCAGGUCGGGACUCUGUUCAUCCUCACGGCCGACGCCACCGCCACCAUCGGACGGGAGAAGGACAUGGACCACGCCAUCAGGAUCUCAGAGUUGGGCGUCAGUAAGUUUCACGCUGAGGUUUUCUUCGACCUGGAGCUUCAGUGUUACAUGAUCGUGGACCAGGGCUCCCAGAACGGAACCGUCAUCAACGGGAACCGCAUCCUCCAGCCGAAGCAGAAGUCGUGUCCUCACCCUCUGACUCACGGGGACGAGGUUCGGUUUGGAGACACAGUUCUGUCCUUCCACAUUCACCGCGGCACCGACACCUGCGACGGGUGCGAACCUGGACAGAUCCUCGCCCACUUGAGCAAACACCCGCGCCCGCAGACAGGGGGCGCCGCCAACGCCGCCGCCGCCUACGCCAACGCCCACGCCGCGGGCAGCAGAGAGGACAAGGAGACGCUCAGGGUCAAAGAGCUCAAGAACCUCAAGGCCAAGUACGGAAUCCAGAGUAACGAGGAGUCUUCAGCGUUGAGGAACCCUCGGUACAGAGACAGAGCAGAGUCCAGGAGACAGACCGUGGGCAGUGAGGGAGCGUUUCAGAGAGACGACGCUCCAGCUUCAGUCCAUCAAGAGAUCUCUGAGGGCAACAAAGGGAGGAAGAUGUUGGAGAAGAUGGGCUGGAAGAAAGGAGAAGGUCUGGGGAAGGAGGGCUCCGGCAUCAGGGACCCGAUCGAGCUGAAAAUCCGAAAGGCCCAGUCGGGUCUGGGGGCGGCGCCCGCCGUUUCCGUGGACGACGCGUCUCUGAACAAAACGAAGAAUCAGAAAAACUGGGACAAAGCUCGAGAACGUUUCGCCGAGACGUACGCGACCCGGGACGAGGGCGGAGCCACGGCCCGGGCGCCGGAGGGGGCAACGCCGCCGCAGAACUGAACCACCCGGACCACCCCGCUGGAGACAAGGGCGGAGCCACUGGAGGAGGGUGGAGCCGCUGGAGAGGAGGGCGGAGCCACUGGAGGAGGGCGGAGCCGCUGGAGAGGAGGGCGGAGCCGCUGGAGAGGAGGGCGGAGCCGCGGCGGUGCAGCCUUGGUGAGGUUUUGUUUGGAGUCAUGUGACGUUUGGGACCAUUUACACAAACAUUCAGUAUAAAAAGUUUGAACUGUUCAAUGAUUCAAAACGACGGUAAAUUUUGUGAAUAAAAUGUGAAAUCUCUUAAA
This is a messenger RNA of Boleophthalmus pectinirostris (great blue-spotted mudskipper), 3369 nucleotides long. It is a transcript of the gene aggf1, whose product is annotated as angiogenic factor with G patch and FHA domains 1. Gene Ontology annotation, biological process: vasculogenesis. Gene Ontology annotation, molecular function: protein binding; nucleic acid binding. The transcript has 15 exons. The record is from RefSeq and is a predicted model, not a curated record. Lineage: Eukaryota; Metazoa; Chordata; Actinopteri; Gobiiformes; Gobiidae. Bases 272 to 3085 code for a protein of 937 amino acids.